Perkinsus marinus ATCC 50983 is the source of this 1896-nucleotide messenger RNA. RefSeq lists its product as hypothetical. Bases 1 to 1896 code for a protein of 631 amino acids. Gene Ontology annotation, cellular component: membrane. Gene Ontology annotation, molecular function: DNA binding. The transcript has 12 exons. Lineage: Eukaryota; Perkinsozoa; Perkinsida; Perkinsidae. Gene Ontology annotation, biological process: regulation of DNA-templated transcription. The record is from RefSeq and is a predicted model, not a curated record.
AUGGACAACAUAUUUCCGGAUGAUGAUGAGACCACAGCAGUGGAACCUCCGACAAAGCCGGUGAAGCCCGUGAAACGGAAGAGAGCAGAGGAAGAAGAUGCCUCCUCCUCGUCAUCAUCAUCAUCAUCAAGUGAUGAAUCGUCGUCAUCAUCAUCAUCGUCUGACUCGGAUUCUGAUUCCUCUGAGUCUGAGGAGACCCCUACUCCAGCCAAGAAGAAGGCUCGACCAUCAUCAGCUGUAGAAGUGGUGCAGCCAGGGGAGGAGUCGGAAAAGGCGAUGUACGUGGCUGCAACUGGCGAGGGUGAUCAGAAGGAGUUUGUGUGGCGCGUGACGGAUGACGUGAAGGUUAAGGCUAAGUUAUGGAAGGGCAUGGUGUUUAUGGAUAUAAGGAAGUAUUUUGAUGAAGGUCGCAAGCCCACACAGAAAGGUGUCUUCCUCAACGUUGAGAAGUACGAGAAAACAAUGGCACGGCAGGAGAUGGUGACAGCCGCUCUAAAAUGGCUGGAUGAGGGUGGCCGAGCUAAGUCGCCGGUCCUUACGGGAGUGCUUCGAAAUGAUUCCACUUUCAUCGACCCCGACGGUGCUAUUAUCAUGGAAAUCGAUAAGGGCUUGAAGUUGAAGGUAUAUUCGUUCAAGGGCAUGUACUUAGUUGACAUCCGCUCAUACUUCAAGGGCAACGCUACGAAGAAGGGGAUUAGUCUUAAACCCGACGUGUAUUUCAAGAUUGCCAAUUGGACAGAUUGGUCGAAAGCGGUUGCAGUCGUUAAGAAGGCCGUAGAUCAGCCCGUUGAGCACGCGUGCAGGAUGGCGGGUCGUAGUGGAGCUGUGGGAGCUGGGCUAAAAGUUAGUGAAUGCUGGGUAUGCAUUUAUGGUGCGACACAUAUCUACGACAAGAUAGAUAAUAAUCUGCCAGCACCGCCGAAUUCUGGGAGUGCCUUGGCAGGCCGGGCGCUGGUACGACUCUAUGGCGAAGAACAGGAGUUUGCUCCUGAAGUGCUCCUCGUUGAGUUGCCGGCUCACACUGGAGGCGACUUCUUCACUAACGGUUUAAUAAAGGAAGUCGUAGGCGUGGUAGAAGAAUAUUGGAAGAACUCGCCUGAGGUCGAGAUUGAGAGUUAUCUUUCCGCCCAGGUUCUACCCGGAGUAUCGGCAUUUUUCAUGUCGGAAUCUAAUCGAUCCUCCAUCAUAACAGUCCUAUUCCCCGUCACUUGGACAAUUGAUUCUGUUUAUCGCCAAGAACAAGAUGUUCUCCAUAUGCUCGGUCAACGCUUCGGGGCAGUUGAUCUCGUGGCCCACUUCAGUGGACCUAGGGCCUUCAUCAAAGAAGCCCCCGCUCUUCUCGAGCACGAUUUGUUGAUAAUACACGUCUUUGUAAUCCCCCUCGCAUUCGCUGCAUUGGCGAUUGCAUUCAAGUUUCUCAAUAUUGAAGCCAUAUCUCCAGCCGUCAGUACUGACAUAUCGUACACUGUAGCAACACUGGGGUUCUCAGUCAUACUCGGCCUGGCCCUAGACUAUGAGAUAUUCCUUCUGGGUAGAGUUGUCGAGGAGCACGAUAAUGGUCUGUCAGAUCAGGCUGCGGUACACGUUGGUGUUUGGAAGACUGGACCUGUUAUCACAAUGGCUGGAGUCAUCAUGACCAUUGCUUUCUGCGGUCUUCUCUUCGCAUCGAUGCCACUAAUUAACCAAGCGGGAGUCCUGCUGGUCACGGCGGUCUUGUUUGACACGUGUAUAAUGCGCACUAUAGUGACACCGGCACUGCUAAGGGUUAUUGGUCGGCUCAACUGGUGGCCAAGGAAGUCGCCUCAAGUUACUUGCAACGAUGCUCGGUCUAUUCUCGAUCGCGAAGGAAGCAUCAAUUCUGAGCAAAGUGAAUGCAACCCCAAAAAUAGUCCAUAA